GGUCCAAACCAGCAUUCACUCCUUCAAGGCCGUCAACACCUCUGCAACUCGGAAAGAAGCUAUAUACUAUCUGCCUUGCCCAUAGCUCUCCCUACCCUCAUGCAGAUUCUCGCAGUUACUCCUUCAUCUGUUGGUGUUUAUACUGAAGCUUUGCAAGAGCUCAUUGCGGAGGCACAGGGGCGCGACGGAUUUGAUGAGGUCUGCUGUGCCACACAAGCAGUUGACGGUACAGUUGCUGUGGGGAACCGCAAUGGGUUGUCAAUUGCCUCCUUGGGCGGCGUCCCAAGGAUCGUCGUUCAUGCAGAGAUUGCGGGGAUGGUCACGUCUGUAGCAUUCACUCAGGACUCAAGGUCUAUUCUGUUCGCUUCCUCUCCGCUAAAUGCUGUCCGGACAUAUAGCAUCCUAGAGAACAGGAUCACUCACACCGACACAGCGCAUCCAUCCAAGAUCACUGCUCUCGCCGUAUCAGCCGACUCUACAUACGUCUUGUCUGCCUCGUCAUCACCACCUACUGUCCAGCUCCAUAAUGCAGUGCUUGGAACUACGAACAAUGUACUCGUGCCUGCUUCUACAUCACCUGUGGUCUCUGCUGCUUUCCAUCCUUCAAGAAGACAUAUAUAUGCGAUGGGGUUUGCCGACGGGGUGGUCGCAAUUAACGACACUACACGAACCCGACACCUAUGUGUCUUUGACGGCUUGUUUCCGGCGAAUACACUGACCGGCUUGGUGUUUGCACCUGAUGCACAAAAUACUGUGGUUACCGUCGGGAGGAACGGGACAGCGCAUGUCUUGAACUUUGAAAGCCGAAAGGUCGAACGGACGAUAUCUGUUGGGGCACCUGCUACUUGCUUAUGUAUGAACGACGACGGAGCGCUCGCUGUUGGAACGGUACACGGACGUUUACUGAAAUUUGAGAGCAUGGACUGGCCUCCGCGCAGCCUCAGCGUAAGUCGCAAUGGCGACCCUGUGUUAUCUGUGCAGUGGUCGAGCACCCGGCCUACCGCACGAAACACGAGCACGCAUGGACGGACAGACAGUGUCUCUGCAAAAAUGAGGACGAGAAGUGCUUCACGAACCAGCGCUUCUGAUGACGAGGCACCUCUCCGCCCUCAACAGCAUGUACGUAGCAGGAGGACGCAUCGCAUUCAGGAAGAAGCAAAGCCCGCCUAUCUCGAUAUGUUUUCUCCGGUCAAGAAGGCACAGCCAGCGGUGUUCUCCAGGACCUCUCUGGAAGAUGAUGCGGCAAGUUCAGGGAUGGAGUCCACACCAAGUCGUCCAACAGCACUUCGCUCGCCCAGAAAAUCGACGCUGAUUGGAUCUUCUUUGCUGAGCAGUCGUGUCGGACGAAGUCAAAACCUAGAUCGAAUUCCUUUACUGCAAGCUACAAAGACGCCGAGCAGGGACCGUGCGGAAACUGCGCCAGAACCUAGCGAUGACGUCGAAAGUCUUGCAAGAUCACGGCCGUCUAGUGGAGAAGACAUGCUACGUGCUCUAAGACUCGAAGAGCUCAACCUUCUUGACUCUUCACCCCCGAAAAAAGGGUCCGGCUCUGGAUUGGCUGGUUCAGACCUCAGAAAGCCGUCAAAGACGAUAGCCUUCAACCCUGAAGACGACCUUCAGCAAGAAGUGAAGUCUAUAGGCCUGGAACGUGAAGAAAAGAAGUCCGUAUCGUGGGAGGCAGAAAGGGGAACCGAAAGUGCGUUGACGAGCCCAAAUGACAAGGACUACAGCAAAUUGUCCAUGCCGUCACAUCUACGCCCGACGUCUGGCACUGAUAGUAGAGAGACGCCAGCACGGCCUCCUCCGCAAAUUGCGGUUGCACCAUCUCCAGUAUCGCGAGAUGCGCUCACGGAAAUGCGUGAUAUUUUGCGGCGUGACAUACAGGCAGUGCAUGUCGAACUUCUGAGACAGUUCUCUAAGCGUGAUGGCGAAAUGGAGCAGCUACAGGCCGAGAAUGCGAGACUCGUUGCUGAGAAUGAGAGACUGAGAAAGGAGUUGGAGGAGAUGAGGAAUGCGGCGGGUAUAGCUGAAGUUCGCUGGUAUUGAUUCAUUCAGCUGAAUUCGAGGGAAAUCCAGGC
Saitoella complicata NRRL Y-17804 is the source of this 2078-nucleotide messenger RNA. RefSeq names its product YVTN repeat-like/Quino protein amine dehydrogenase. The coding region runs from base 100 to 2046 and encodes 648 amino acids. Gene Ontology annotation, cellular component: pericentriolar material; spindle pole; centriole. Gene Ontology annotation, molecular function: gamma-tubulin binding. The record is from RefSeq and is a predicted model, not a curated record. Gene Ontology annotation, biological process: microtubule nucleation; mitotic cell cycle. NCBI's taxonomy places the organism in Eukaryota, Fungi, Ascomycota, Saitoellomycetes, Saitoellales, Saitoellaceae. The transcript has 2 exons.